Molecule: messenger RNA, 2150 nt
Organism: Eruca vesicaria subsp. sativa (arugula)
Lineage: Eukaryota; Viridiplantae; Streptophyta; Magnoliopsida; Brassicales; Brassicaceae
Source: the annotation of a GenBank genome assembly
AUGUCUAUCACACACCUCCACCAUUGCAACACUCUCCUAACUACCUGCAAGAACCUAAGAUCCCUAACCCAAAUCCACGCCUCCUUCAUCAAAUCCGGCCUCGACACCGAUCCUUACUUCACCGGAAAACUAAUCCUCCAAUGCUCAAUCUCCAUCCCCAACGCUUUACCCUACGCUCGUCGCCUCUUACUCACUUCCCCUCACCCCGACGCAUUCAUGUUCAACACUCUCAUCCGAGGCUACUCACAAUCCAACGAACCACACAGUUCCGUCUCCGUGUUCGUUGACAUGAUGAGGAAAGGACGGAUCUUUCCGGACAGCUUCACCUUCGCGUUUGUAAUCAAGUCCGCGGCGUGUUUUCGGGGUUUUCGAACUGGGUUUCAGUUGCAUUGUCAAGCUUUGAAACAUGGGUUUGGUUCGCAUGUGUUCGUUGCAACUACUUUGAUUGGUCUUUACGGGGAGUCCGGGUGUGUUGAGUUUGCUCGUAAGGUGUUCGAUGAAAUGCCUGAACGGAAUUUAGUUGCGUGGAACGCUGUGGUUACAGCGUGUUUCAGGGGGGGUGAUGUGUCGGGAGCGGAGGGGGUAUUUGGUAAGAUGGUUGUGAGGGAUCAGAUGUCGUGGAACGUGAUGCUUGCGGGUUACGUUAAAGCAGGGGAGGUUGAGAGUGGUAAAAAGGUUUUUAAGGAGAUGCUUGUUAAGGAUGAUGUUUCUUGGAGUACUAUGAUUGUUGGGUUUGCACAUAACGGUAGGUUUGAUGAGGCUUUCUCGUGUUUCAGGGAGAUGAGGCGAGCAGAGAUGAGACCAAAUGAAGUAAGCCUGAGUGGAGUUCUCUCUGCGUGUUCACAAUCUGGGGCGUUUGAGUUUGGGAAGGUGUUACAUGGGUUUGUAGAUAAAGCAGGGUAUAGUUGGAUAGUCUCGGUGAACAAUGCGCUUAUUGAUAUGUAUUCUAGGUGUGGUAAUGUCCCAUUAGCUAGGUUGGUUUUUGAAAGUAUGGUGGAGAAGAAGAGCAUUGUAUCUUGGACUUCAAUGAUUGCUGGAUUAGCAAUGUAUGGUCAUGGGGAAGAAGCUAUUGGACUCUUCAAUGAAAUGACUGAGUCUGGUGUUAUGCCUGAUAAGAUAUCUUUCAUUUCACUUUUGUAUGCUUGUAGUCAUGCUGGACUGAUCAGAGAAGGUGAAGAUUACUUCUCUAAGAUGAAGAGAGUUUACAAUAUAGAACCAGAGAUUGAACACUAUGGUUGCAUGGUUGAUUUAUAUGGCCGAUCUGGACAACUCCAAAAGGCUUACAGUUUCAUAUGUCAGAUGCCUGUUCCACCAACUGCUGUAGUGUGGCGGACUCUUCUCGGGGCUUGUAGUAGUCAUGGGGACACCGAGUUGGCUGAGCAAGUAAAACAAAGGCUUAAUGAGCUUGACCCAAACAACCCUGGUGAUCUUGUUCUUUUGUCAAAUGUUUAUGCUACUUCUGGUAAAUGGAAGGAUGUUGCUUCUAUCAGAAAGUCAAUGAUUGUCAAUAAGAUAAAGAAGGUAACUGGUUGGAGCUUGGUUGAAGUUGAUAAAGCCAUGUAUAAGUUCACUGCAGGUGAGAAAAAAAAGGGAAUCAUCAUUUCAGAGGCCCAUGAGAAGCUAAAAGAAAUUAUAUUGAGGCUUAAAGAUGAAGUUGGGUAUGCACCGGAAGUUGCAAAUGCUUUAUAUGAUAUAGAAGAAGAGGAGAAGGAGGAUCAAGUGAGUAAACACAGUGAGAAGCUUGCACUUGCAUUUGCUCUAGCUAGAUUGCCCCAAGGAGCAAGUAUCAGGAUAGUAAAGAAUCUGAGAAUUUGCAGAGAUUGUCACAUUGUUAUGAAGCUAGCCUCGAGAGUUUAUGGAGUAGAGAUUGUGGUCAGAGAUAGAAGCCGCUUCCAUUCAUUCAAGGAUGGUUCUUGUUCUUGCCGUGAUUACUGGUAAAAGUUCUGACUACAACGUUCCUAUAUCUCAUGUUUUUGGGGGAAAAUAUAGAAUGUUCAGACAUGGAUUCACAAGUCUUCUCCCCAAUGAGAUUGGUUGCACUGUAGGAGAUAGCCUUUAGGUUUGAAUGAUAUCAGAGGCUCUUGGACAGUUCUUAGAACAGUUCUUCUCGUUAUUGUUUUUACUUUUUAGUAGAGAGAUCCUUGUAGAUC